AUGGCUGCCACUUUCGUUUACUUUCGCACAGCGGACGAGGAGAUCGACUUCCUGAAGCAGCACCUGAGCAGAUUGCAGCAAGGCUCGGUGCAGAGCGGAGCUGCCCUGUCAGAAAUGCAGGCUCGCUUGGAAGGGGAAAGCGCUACACGUGCUGCAGCGCAGCAGGAGCAGAGUACUCGCUUGGAGGCCCUGAGCCAGGCCCUGGGCUUCUCAAGGGCACUCAUGGCCCAAUCCAUCGCGCAGCGCGUGGAGGCACUGGAAGAGCGCAUGGGAAUGGAGCGCAAGGAGCUGUAUGCCCGACAUUCCCGCCUGCGUGACGAAGUGACCACGGAGGGCCAGGAGGGGAGCCUCCGCCUGCAGGAGGUGUCAAGCAGGUUCCACUCCGCGGUCGAAUCGCUGGAGAGGCGCUGCCAGACGUUGGAGGCAGCCAAAGAGGAGAUCCAGCUUCGGCUGGCGGAGACGCA
Molecule: messenger RNA, 464 nt
Organism: Symbiodinium necroappetens
Lineage: Eukaryota; Dinophyceae; Suessiales; Symbiodiniaceae
Source: the annotation of a GenBank genome assembly